AUGAGGCUUCGCGCAGCGGAAGCUUCUCUCAAGCACUUGAAUCCCGUGAAACGCCUGACGACUUCACCCACAGCAGCCGAAUUCGAGCUCACUUGUCGAGGGUUCCAGUCGCAGCCAGUAGUGAUGCCGGCGGACUGGUUACCACCGUGGACGAAGAUCCUCCAGUCUCCGAGUGUUACGGAGGGACUAAAAGGUCUUCUCGGCGAUGAAGUAGAGCCAGGUUGA
Messenger RNA from Closterium sp. NIES-65, 225 nucleotides. The record is from the annotation of a GenBank genome assembly. Lineage: Eukaryota; Viridiplantae; Streptophyta; Zygnematophyceae; Desmidiales; Closteriaceae.